AUGGAUUCUUUGGACAUAGCAAAUGCAGAUCUGUUAACUAGAGCUCAUGUUUGCCUUAACAAUCCAAUCUACUCAAUUCAUCUCACACCUUGGAAAUUAUAUUUUGAUGGAUCGAAGACAGACAAGGCUUCAGGAGCAGGGAUUGUUCUGGAAGAACCAUUGGGGGUCAGGCAUUGCUAUUCUUUCCAGCUAGAUUUCCAAUGCACCAACAACAGGGCCGAAUAUGAGGCUUUGAUUAUAGGGCUCGAAAUGUUGGUAGAAUUAGGAGUCCAGUCCGUGGAAAGCUUGGGAGAUUCCAUGCUUGUCCUAAAGCAGAUUGCUGGAGAAUAUAAGUGUCUGAAUCCCUCUCUGGCUGUAUAUCUAGUGGCAGCUAGAAAUCUGCUAAAAGAAUUUAGAGAAGCUACUUGGGAGCACAUCCCGAGGGAGAAGAACUUCGCAGCCAAUGAACUGGCUCAGGUAGCAUCAGGCAUACAAAUGCCUGAAGACUGCGUCCAGAGGAUCAUCAAGAUUUGGUCCGAAAAAGUAAGGAUGAAGUGCUAUUAA
Messenger RNA from Prunus persica (peach), 543 nucleotides. RefSeq lists its product as uncharacterized. NCBI's taxonomy places the organism in Eukaryota, Viridiplantae, Streptophyta, Magnoliopsida, Rosales, Rosaceae. The record is from RefSeq and is a predicted model, not a curated record. Bases 1 to 543 code for a protein of 180 amino acids. The transcript has 2 exons. Gene Ontology annotation, molecular function: RNA-DNA hybrid ribonuclease activity; nucleic acid binding.